Tigriopus californicus is the source of this 1497-nucleotide messenger RNA. RefSeq names its product transcriptional adapter 2-alpha-like (gene Ada2a). The transcript has a single exon. Gene Ontology annotation, cellular component: SAGA-type complex; nucleus. The record is from RefSeq and is a predicted model, not a curated record. Gene Ontology annotation, biological process: regulation of transcription by RNA polymerase II; chromatin remodeling. Lineage: Eukaryota; Metazoa; Arthropoda; Copepoda; Harpacticoida; Harpacticidae. The coding region runs from base 138 to 1475 and encodes 445 amino acids. Gene Ontology annotation, molecular function: chromatin binding; transcription coactivator activity; zinc ion binding.
AAUCGCUCUACGAGCCCAUGAUCUACCUCAGCUCAAGACUGAAUCCGCCUCCGAACAAAUCCGGAUUUCCUCAGAUCAAUAUCGGGAGGAAACAGCCCAAGGUCACCUCCAACGAAAGUUAAAUUAAAUAAGUCAUAAUGGAUUCAUCCGAGUGCUGCUCCAGUUGCUACUUGGUCCUCCGAGACCCCUAUAUACAAUGCCAAGAGUGUCCCCCAAACACCCUGAUUUGUACGAGUUGUUUUGCCAAAGGACGCGAGUUCCAAAAGCAUCGAAGUGAUCACGAGUAUUCAGUGGUGAAAAACGAUUUCUUCGUCCUAGAACCCGACUGGUCGGCACACGAAGAGAAAGAGCUCGUUGCAGCCGUCAUUCAAAGGGGUCUUGGGAAUUGGGACGAUAUCGCCAAGGUUCUAGUCAAGAAAACCCCGGAUCAAUGUCAGCAUCACUUUCAGAAGUAUUACAUUGAAAAUCAUGCCCAAAAUUUAUUGGAUGUUUGGGAGAAGCGAAGAGAGCCGUCACGGCGAGAUCAACCCGUGGUGUUUAAUAUCGCCUCUGAAAUCCCUUUAAGACCCGUGCACGGCUCAGCCGUCUACAAGGAUCUGGCAGGGUACAAUGCGGCUCGGGGUGAUUUCGAGUUCGAGAUUGAAAACGGCGCCGAGCGAAAUCUACGGGCAUUGGAUUAUGAAACCAUGAAACAAGCAGUUACGUUUUUGCAGGAUGAGAGGAACUCCUUGAACUCUUUGGACGUUGUGACUGAUUCCGACGCGAUGGAUGAGCAAUUAGUAUCUCAUUUGCAAUUGUCUGCAGCUCAGGUGUACAACAAUAAGCUCAAAGCCCGUCAGAUGAGGAAACGGAUUGUCAAGGAACAUGGUUUACUGAAUAAGGCUCGUACCACGUCUUUAACUACUACCUAUCACGCCUUAUGCGCAGCCGGACCUCACUAUGAGCAUCUCUUUAAGUUAGGUCGACUCAUGUGUGCAUUUGAUUUCGAUUUUGUCCUCGAAGGUCUUCAACAUGAGCUCACUCUACGGCAGCAGAUCCUUCACAUGCAAGACUAUCGGAGGAACGGGCUCAAGAAGUUCUUGAGUACCGCCGUUUUUACCAAAUUAAAGGCCCAGCGACGGAAGAUGAAGCGAGAGGUACCACAAGAUCGGGUCACAGAUUGGAUCUACGGGUCGGCCCGAUCCAUGGGCAAAAUCCUACCUUCCGUCCACAGCCGAAGGAUUACCACGAAAAUGGAUAUCGUGGACAUGCCGAGCUACGAUAAAUUGACUGACGAAGAACGUUACUUGUGCUCGGAUGCGCGGGUUACGCCCGAAAACUUCUUGGAAAUGCGGGAGCUCAUGAUAGAGGAAUGUAAGAAGAACAAUGGACUCACCUUGGCCGGUGCAAGGCCAGUAUUUAAGAUCGAUGUCAACAAAACCCGCCGAUGUUACGAUUAUUUUUUGUCCAAAAAUCUGAUCUAUAAACCGAAAUAAAUGCUUGGUUAUUUAGUAAAAA